Messenger RNA from Penicillium expansum, 1140 nucleotides. RefSeq lists its product as uncharacterized. The coding region runs from base 1 to 1140 and encodes 379 amino acids. The record is from RefSeq and is a predicted model, not a curated record. The transcript has 3 exons. NCBI's taxonomy places the organism in Eukaryota, Fungi, Ascomycota, Eurotiomycetes, Eurotiales, Aspergillaceae.
AUGGUUGUCUUGAACAAGUUCUCCGUUGCCCUUGUGGCCGCUAUGGCUGCUGUUGGUCAGGCCACUCACGAGGGUCUCCAUGCUCGUCGCGUCCUGGCUCGCUCCGUCACCCCUGUUGCCGAGGUCUCUACCUCGACCGUCCUUGUGGUUCCCACUCCUGUCGAGCCAGCUCCUACAGCUUCCUCCGCUGCUGUUUCUGCUCCCGCUGAGGAGACCUCCGCCGCGCAGUCCUCUUCUGCCGUGCAGUCCUCUUCUGCUGUGCAGUAUUCCUCUGCUCCCUCGGUGGCUUCCAGCGCCAUUCCUUCCGUUGCUUCGUCUGUCGUUCCCAGCGUUGCUUCUUCCUCGGUCGUUCCUGGUGUGAGCUCCUCCGUGCCCGCUGGCACUAUUUCGCCUAUCGCUUCUUCCAGCAAGCCUGUAGUCACCCGCACUCCCGUUAGCUUCCGUCCUACUGGUCGUCCCACCAAGUCCUCUCCUGGCAGUCUGACCAGCACUGUGUCUGCUCCCGCUGGCACUGACGUCCCUGGCGAUGACUCCGUGACUGUGACUUACACCGUGACUUCUGGAACUUCCACUAGCGUCAUCACUACCACCAUCUCCAAGACCGCCACUGAGCAGCACACCGUCACUGCCACUGAGUCUGGCGCCGAGGUCUCGGCCACCAAGCCUGCUGAGGACACCACCGAAACUCGCACCUCCACCAUCAACAGCACUAAGACUGAGACUGUCACUCUUGUUGAGGCUCCCACUCCCUCCGGUGCUGCCGGCAAUGACUCUGGUGCUUGCACCGCAGUUACUGUUACUGCUACUGUCACCGAGACUGUGACUGCUGGCGCUGCUGAGACUCAGACCCCCGGCAAUGGCAACGGUGAGGGUGCCCAAAGCACCUCCACUGUGGCCGCUACUUCCUCUGAGACCACCGCUGCUUCCACUGAGACCGCCGCGGAUUCCACCACCCGUGUUCCCAUCGGCUCUACCCGCAUUCCCCUCACCCGCACUCCUAUUCCUUCUUCCAGUGGUUUCGCUACCCGGACUCCUUCCGCCAGCGUUACGCCUACCCCCGCCUCCAGCGGCCUGCCCUUGCCCACCGGCACCCCCAGUGGCAAGCCUUUCUUGGCCAACUGGCGCCGCCGCUUCAUCUAA